This is a messenger RNA of Puma concolor (puma), 1047 nucleotides long. NCBI's taxonomy places the organism in Eukaryota, Metazoa, Chordata, Mammalia, Carnivora, Felidae. The record is from RefSeq and is a predicted model, not a curated record.
AUGAAGUCACCGAAUGAGGCUCUGGGGCCGAGAGCACCAGGCAAGACCAGGGAAGCCACCGAGUGGCAGGAGCCAGCCAUGGGGAUGGGGACUGCAUCUCACAACAAGGAAGGAGGUGAGAGCCACCCGCGCCUAGGGUUGCCUACGUUUGUCACGGGGGACCAGACGUGGUUCAAGAACAAGCACGUGUCUGGGACAGGCCGAAACAGGCUGGUGAGCGAGCGCCUCGGGGUCCCCAUCAACUUCACCUCGCCCAAGCCCACAGUCACAUGGCACCUGGACCUCAAUGGCACUGCCAGGCAGGCAGAAAUUAAUGGCGCCUGUUCUGCCUGCAGGGGGCUGGCGGUGCCCCUCCUCCUCCCAGACAAGGCGGCCUCUUCCACCCCUGGUGACCCUCCCCUGCCGUGGGACCGCACCUCUGCCGUCUGCCCCAUCUCCCUGCCCCUUCCGCUUACUGAGGAAGCUCGGGGGGCCUCCGGGCCAGACCCCCUGGAAGGCAGCCGGGCGGACCUCUGGACCGGCCGGGCCCCCAGCGAGCCCCUCAAAGACAGCCUGAACCACCUCAACCUGCCCCCGCUGCGGGUUCCGCCCACGCGGUGGCCCCCGAUCGCGGGCCCGGACGGGGGCCAGGCUCCAGACAGACUCCAGGCGGCCCCGGGGGGCCUCGGGCGCCCGCACUGCCACAAGCCCUGCCACCUGCGGGCGCCCCGCUGCUUCACCUGCAGGUUCUGUGACAAGGAGUACGCCAGCCUGGGCGCCCUCAAGAUGCACAUCCGCACGCACACGCUGCCCUGCCUCUGCUCUGUCUGCGGCAAGGCCUUCUCCAGGCCCUGGCUGCUGCAGGGCCACAUCCGGACCCACACAGGUGAGAAGCCGUACACCUGCUCACACUGCGGCAGGGCCUUCGCCGACCGCUCCAAUCUCCGGGCCCACCUGCAGACACACUCGGACACCAAGAAAUACCAGUGCAACAGCUGCGCCAGGACCUUCUCCCGCAUGUCGCUCCUGGCGCGGCACGAGGAGUCUGGCUGCCGCCGCGGCCCCUGA